AUGAAUAAAGAAAGAAAUGGGCAGGCUUCACUCACAACUGAUCACUGUGAUUUUGAGAGCGGAGAUUGCGGCUACACUCCCGGGAGCGGAAGUAACUUCAACUGGAAUGUCAUCCAGCCAAGUUCAGAUGUCAACACGCCCUCUAUCGACAGUACUUACCGAACUGCAGCAGGACACGUUCUUUUUGCUGAUAUUUCAUCUUUGACAUCGAAGAAUCAGAAAGGGAUUAUUGAGACCGGUAUGUUCGAUGCGACCGGGGUUAAAGGUCAAUGUUUUCAGUUCUGGUACUACAUGGGGACGUCUACCGUAUCUGUACUAAAGGUAUUCUUGGUGAUAGGAGGAGAACGAACCAAACUAUGGGAGAUGCAUUCUGCUAGCCAUCCUGCAGAAUGGCAUGUUCAAGAAACAAACCUUGUCAGUACAACACAGAAAAUGAAGAUUUCAUUCGAAGCUAGCAGUGAUAACAUCGACUGGCCAGGCGGUAUAGCAAUAGAUGAUAUUACCUUGGCGGAUUUCCCCUGCUCACCUUUUGGUAGCUGUGACUUUGAGAAUGGAUACUGUACGUGGAAGAAUGAAGAAAAUGAUGAUGACACUAACUGGCUGCGUAACAAUGGAAAGACGAUAUCGGCUAACACUGGAGCUGAUGUGGAUCACACGUAUGGGACUGAGGAUGGUGAAUACAUCUACUUAGAAGGCUCGUUCCUGGAAGAGGGAAAUGCCGCCAUCUUGAAAUCCACAGUGUUCACAGCCGAUACAACCCGAUGCUUCGGGUUCUGGUAUUUCAUGAUGGGUAGUGGGAUAGGUAAUCUCAUAACACAGAUCACUGCCGAGGGUCUAUCCCCAGAACUGACUCUCAGGACCAUACAAGGAAACAAGGGAUACGGAUGGAAACAAGCUUUUGUUCCCAUACAAUCUUUAUCUGGUUCAUACUCCUAUGAGAUUCUCCUGAAAGGUACCAUUGGUCCUACUCCAUACGCUGAUAUCUCCAUCGAUGACAUCACUGUUGAGAACAGGGAUUGCUCUGAUGAAGCCGCUCCGGUUACACACAACUGCAAUUUCGAGAGCGAUCUCUGCUACUGGUAUCAAGAUGAACAAGACGAUUUUAAUUGGGUUCGGGCUUCAGGAGUCUCGGAUAGUGCAGGAACCGGACCCGGAGCGGACCAUACCUAUGGAAAUGAUCGAGGAUACUACAUAUAUACAGAAGCCUCUGGUCUCCAACCUGGCAACGUGGCUCGCCUGUUGUCUAAUCUCCUUAUCAGCCCAAGUGAAGGUAGCUGUAUGGAGUUUUGGUAUCAGAUGUACGGUAUGCACCUUGGAAGUCUAAACGUAUACAUGAAGAUUGAUGAUAAUGAGACCGCCCUCUGGAGUGAGACAGAGUCCAGGGGUCCACAUUGGAUUCCAGCACGAGUGCAGAUUAAUACAACGGACCGGUUCACUCAUAGGAUAAUGGGAAAUUUCGUAUUGCCUCUAGUGGCCUACAGUCGCUAUUGUGGGUUGUGA
Molecule: messenger RNA, 1500 nt
Organism: Lytechinus variegatus (green sea urchin)
Lineage: Eukaryota; Metazoa; Echinodermata; Echinoidea; Temnopleuroida; Toxopneustidae
Product: MAM and LDL-receptor class A domain-containing protein 1-like
Exons: 10
Coding region: 1-1500 (499 amino acids)
Cellular component (GO): membrane
Source: RefSeq, a predicted model, not a curated record